This is a messenger RNA of Cyclopterus lumpus (lumpfish), 1336 nucleotides long. RefSeq names its product metabolism of cobalamin associated Db (gene mmadhcb). Gene Ontology annotation, cellular component: mitochondrion. Gene Ontology annotation, biological process: cobalamin metabolic process. Lineage: Eukaryota; Metazoa; Chordata; Actinopteri; Perciformes; Cyclopteridae. The coding region runs from base 290 to 1168 and encodes 292 amino acids. The transcript is spliced from 8 exons. The record is from RefSeq and is a predicted model, not a curated record.
ACGAUUCUAAAUCAAAACAGCGCAUGCGCGAAUUCAAGGUGAAUCUGCAGGGACAGGCUACUUGCGGGAUGAAUUUAUUUAGCAUUAGCUUCUGCGGUUAUGCUAACUAGCCUUAAGUGACUUCGGUCUUUUGAACUGCACGAGUAAUAGAAAAUAUCACGUGACGCUAGCAGAUAGAACGACGAGUUGGGUCUAACACUCCUAUGGCCGCUAAGUAACGCUGGCUUCUACUUUGUACUUUACGCCGUUAGAAACAUAACUGGCAUUGCAGGAGAACAGGCCUACCAGGAUGGCCAGAGUGCUGUGCAGCAGAGCCAGACUGGUCAGUUACCUCCCAGGGCUUCAUGUGUUGGUGCACCGUGUGGCUGGAGCCAGAGCCUUCUCUGCUGCUGGAUCAUCGGGCUCUGAUGAGCCCCGCAUAGCCAUCACUCCCUCUGACAUGGUGUGGCCCGAUGAGAGCAUGGGCCCUUUUGGACCUCAGGACCAGCGCUUCCAGCUGCCUGGUAAAGUGGGAUUUGACUGCCAUCUGCAGGGAUUAGCCGAGCAGAAGAGCCUGGCACAAAACAUGGUCCCUGACGUACUAUCUUCCCCGUCCAGCAGUGAGAGACAUGAGUUCAUUCUGGCCCAGGUCAUGGGAGAGUUCUUUGAGAAAGAUGACCGAUCCUCGUCUCAGAAUGGCAACAGAGCUGCACCGUACUUUGACAGCUCCAGUCUGGAGUGUGCCAUACAAUCCUGCCCUGAACUUCUCAAGAAAGAGUUCCAGUCCAUGUUUCCUGAAGCACCAUCCACUGGUAUGAUGGUGGUCACAGUGACCCAAAAGACCCAGAACGAUAUGACGUCAUGGUCUGCUGAGGUGGAACAGGAGAGGGAGCAGAUGCUUGACAAGUUUGUUGAUGGAGCGAAGGAGAUCUGCUCCGCUCUGCAGAGGGAGGGCUUCUGGGCGGACUUCAUCGACCCCUCCUCCGGCCUGGCGUUCUUUGGCUCGUACACCAACAACACACUGUUUGAGACGGAUGACCGAUACCGCCACCUGGGCUUCCAGAUCGAGGACCUGGGAUGCUGCAGAGUCAUCCGACACUCUCUUUGGGGGACGCAUGUUUUUGUGGGGACGAUAUUCACCAGCGCACCACCCAGCAGCCUCAUUAUGAAGACGUUGCGGAGCAGCUGAACACAUGCUCAGAAACACUGGGUUGCCAUUUAAACUAACACAAUUAUUUAAGAACAUUAUGAACUUCCUUCUUUGUGUUUUUGCCUUCUAAUAUGUAUGUAUUGAUUUCUAUUCCUAGAUUGCAAUCUGAAAGCUUGGGUCUUCAUAUUAAACUGGUUCUUGACUAAA